Daucus carota subsp. sativus is the source of this 1481-nucleotide messenger RNA. Its product is annotated as probable RNA methyltransferase At5g51130. NCBI's taxonomy places the organism in Eukaryota, Viridiplantae, Streptophyta, Magnoliopsida, Apiales, Apiaceae. The transcript has 8 exons. Gene Ontology annotation, biological process: snRNA modification. The coding region runs from base 121 to 987 and encodes 288 amino acids. The record is from RefSeq and is a predicted model, not a curated record. Gene Ontology annotation, molecular function: RNA methyltransferase activity; snRNA binding; O-methyltransferase activity.
UGUGUCUCUGUAUGUCUUGUCCCAGCUUCACUGCUCUGCUAAACCCUAACACACCUUCCCUAAACCCCUAUUUUCAAAUUCCUGAAAUCCUCUUCGUUCUCCAAUUGAUUUGGUGUAACAAUGAACGACGUCGUUAAACAAACAUCCGUCCCCAACAAUAACAAAAAUCCUCAUAAAUCAAAUUCAAAGAAGAGGAAACCAAAAGAAGUAGCUCUUUUCGGCAACUACAAAAAUUACUACGGCUAUCGUAUUGGUCAGGAGUUGGAGGAAGAUCCUAGAGUGAAGGUGUUUAGAAAGGAGUGGUUCGAAGGAAAGGAUUGUCUCGAUAUCGGAUGUAAUAGUGGCUUGAUCACUAUUAAUAUAGCAAAAAAGUUUAGUUGCCGAAGCAUCCUUGGAGUUGACAUUGAUACCGAUCGGAUUGAGGAAGCAUAUUGGAACCUUAGGAGGAUUGUGAGGGAAAGCACCAGUAAGCCACCUGCAAAAGCUUCUCGUUUGAAAGAUGCCAAGGCAGUAGAAGUUUCUGAUCACUGUGUUACUGAGUCCCCUACUGAACAGAAAGGCAAGGCUGGUGAAGGCCUAUCUCCAUGUAAUCUUUCAGAACGUGUUUCUUUCCGAAGAGAGAAUUUUGUGCAAAGUCGAAUUUCUGAUGAUAAACGAUAUCAUACAAUUAUGUGUUUGAGUGUGACAAAAUGGAUUCAUCUGAAUUGGGGUGAUGAAGGAUUGAUAAAUUUAUUUACAAAAAUUUGGAAGCUGCUUCAACCGGGUGGCAUGCUAAUUUUGGAACCACAACCUUGGAGCUCAUAUGCUAAAAACCAUAAAGUAUCUGAGACAGCAAAAAAUAAUUACAACACUAUAGAAAUCUUUCCCGAAAGUUUUCAGGAUAUCCUUUUGGACAAGAUUGGUUUUAGGUUGGUGGAAGACAUCAGCUGCAAUUUGUCUGGUAGCAAAUCUGGAUUUCAAAGACCAAUUUUGGCUUUUUGGAAAUAAACCAAACUGUCCCUGUUCCAUGUAAUGUGCUCUAGUCUGUCUAGUACUCUGUAGUAUCGAGGAUGUAAAGUGUUUGUAAUACUACACAUCAAAGCUUUGACCUUCUUUCUGCAAUUUUGGCCGCCCUUCUUAAUGAUCAGACGUAUAAGCUCUCAAGAUUACCGUACUUCCUGUAUCCUACUUGAUUGCUGGCUAGCAAAAGCAUGGAGAUCACCCUUCUUGAUGAUCUAGUGAUUGUUUUUUGGACAUAGAACAGAUUAUUCUUUAUCUACAAAUAUGAAAACCUGUUGGUACGAUUCUAUGUAAACAGAAUUCUUGUCUCUACCUACGCUUUCUCCUCUGGUGUAAUUAAACUAGCACUCAGAAAAGGGUUUCAUAGUCAUAUCUUUCUUGAAGCUCAUUAACAGUUAUUUUUUCACUAUCAAUUUAUUGUAAUAUAUUUAACAAAGUGCAGAUUUGUUCAUGAUCAACUAAUUAGCUUUAUUGUUGUUUAA